GUCACCUGCUCUCUCUCAUUCAUUUUCUCACCACCAUCGGAGUCAGGUCGCUCGCGAUCGGCGCGCGCAAGAACAAAAACAAGACGAAAAACAUUCAAAAACGCACGGAAAAUUGGGAAAACAAUCGUUCGGAAAAUUGGGAAAACGUUCGCGACCGAGCAGUGCAAGUGCCUAACGUCUUCUACCACACGCAGGUCAAGAGCGGCAGGUGCGCCAGCCCAGAAUCAGCGCAAGUGUACAAGUGCCGUCGGGAAUCAUAACGAUGCUGUGAAGGUGUUGAUCCGACUGAUCCGAUUUAUUUUUUCACCCCAACACACGAGAACCAACAACCCCGAGUGUCGCUGUGCAGUGUCCCCUGUGGUGUCGCUACUUGCCGCAGCUCUGCGGCCCGCAAUAUAGCCACCGUGUGGCUGCACCGUGAAAGAAAAGAAGAAAAAAACAAGGUGUGUCUUAUCGUCGUGGUGGUUCGCGGUUGUGCGAGAUGUGCUCCGGUUCCGGGUGCUUGUGCGGGAACGUGAUGUGAAUGGUGCAAAACAACGGCGCACAUACAAGUCGCUAACAAGCCGUUAAGAAUCAGCUUCCCGCGCCUCCGCUACCCGGCCCAAGUGUGUCUCGCUCCGUGUUGAAGCUAAGUCAAUAGCCCAGGCCGUCGCAGUAGUUAGUGUGCGGAUGUUGUGUUCGUAGCCGUGGAAGCUAUAAAGGGAGAUAAAAAGAAGUCUCAUUUCCGCGGCCGGAGAUUCGCCCCAUUUGUCGAGAGUCGGUGUCUCGCGUACGCGAUCCGUAGAUUCCGUCCAGUGCCAGUGGCGAGUACAAAAAAAAAACAACAACCAAAAGCAUCCUGAGCGUGCGUUGCGGUGAAGGCCAUUUUCUAUCGCAACAAAUGUCAUAAUAAUAGUAAAACGCACGCAGACAGGCCUCUAUUACUCAUCAAACGCCCCGCGAGUGCUCAAGUGUGUGCGUCGUGUCCUCAACCCGUCGGUGUCGGUUCUAACCGCUGUGUGUCGAGAAGCUCUUUGUCGCGCCAGGAGUGUGUGGAAGAAUCCAAGUGUGUGUACAUCGGCUAAUUCCGCGAGGAGAUGAUGACGGCAUCGUCCCGUCGCCCGGUAAGAUCAGCUAGCCGUGGGUCGUGAAUGCCGCAGUCGCGUCACAUGCGGAACGCAUUAGCAUCAGCGCGGGCCGCAGCGCUUUGCUAAUCUGCCGCUGCCGGGGACACACCGGAACAUGAUCGGACCGUCGAGCGCGUUCGCUCGGUCUCAGCCACGGAGCAGGAGCGGAACAUCCGCGGAGGACGACGGCCGGGGCCGCAUUCGAUGGCGCCGAUAGACCUCCGACCGGCAACGGAUUGGCAAAUACACAGACACCGCAAAAUCCGGCGCACUCCGGCGGACUCGGCCGCUGGCGAACAAAGUGACGUGUGAGUGCAGUGCGUGCGCGUGUGUGUGGGUGUGCGUAAAGGGGGAAAUUUGCAUCUGCGAGGCGCCACCCAGAGGGGCCGGGCCUGCUGCAUACCCGAAGGUGUGUAGCGUGUGUGAGAGCGUGUGCCGACUAGGAAAACCCGAACGGGGGAAGCCGUAGGCAAAAAGUGCAAUUUGCAGUGUGCAAACGAGAAGAAAAAAAAAGAGUAAAGGUCCCCGUUUUUGUGCGUUUGUGAGCGAAGAAGCCACCUAGAGGGAGCAAGUGCAAAACCGUGCUAAAGAAGGAAGAGUGUCAAGGGCCCCUUUACAACAACAGCAGCGGCAGCAACAGCAGAAGUCGUGCCUUUUGUGGGGAGACGAAUGCGACAAAGAGGAGUCUAAUGAUUAGUGUUUCUGUUGUAGGGCCCAGCUAGUAUCCAGCAUUCGAAUUCCAAGUGCCUUAUUCUAUGCGAGUGCGUGUAAGAGAUCGUUACGAUCACAUUUUGCUAUAUAGUAUAGUAAUUGCAUAUAUUAGUGUGCGCGUGUGCGAUCGUACGGUCGAGAGAAAGCGUUUGUAAUUUAUUAGUGAUUCUAUAGUGGUGGCAGUCAAGCCGCGAAUAAUUGUGCAACAAUGCCACACAACAGCUCGACCGGCGAUGAGCUGGGCAGUACGGACGAGGUGAAGGUGUUCAAGGACGAGGGCGACCGGGACGACGAGAAGCUGUCCGAGAACCUGCUGGAAGAGAAGUCCAGCCUGAUCGAUCUGACCGAGAGCGAGGAGAAGACGGUCAAGAAUGGAACCACCCGCCACGAAAGCUCCAACACCCUCUACGGCGGAAGCGGAGGUCCCGGUGGCGCGGCCGGCCCGGGCACUAAGCUACCGCACGGUGCACCACAUCCCGGCUUCAACAUGGGCUACAUCGUGCCGCCCUACUCCUACCCCAAUGGAGCGGCCGGUGGUCUGCCGGUGUCGAUGGCGAACAAGAUGAGCUUGCCGCCCUUUUUCUGCCACAACGGCGACCAUUUGUCUUCGCCACCGCCGGCGCACUGUGGCAUCCUGCCGUACCAGCUCGACCCGAAGACGAUGAGCCUGACGAGGCCUCCGCUCUACAGCUUUCCCACCAGCCAGUACCCGUACCCGAUGAUCAGUCCGGACAUGCUGCCGGUGGCUUCCUCCUGGCAUUCGCCCUCGCUCUACAGCCCAGCCGCCGGGUUCCGCACGCCCUACCCCUCCUCGCUGCAGAUCUACACGUCGCUGUCGAGUGAUUUCUACCGAUACUCGCCCACCCUGCUUCCGCCGAGCAUCCACCCUUCCCAUCCGGUGCUGAAUUCGGGCCAUCCGGCCAUCAUCACUCCCGGUCCGAAGCAGGACAUAUCCGGCAGUGGCGGAUCGUCGCAUCGUGGUGGCGACCGGCAGGGAGCGUCGAUCAAGCUAGAAUCCUCUUCGGCCGGGAACGAUCACGACAGCUCGUCAGGCCAUCAUCAUCAUCACCAUCGGUCGUCCUCCUCCUCCUACCAUCAUCACCGAUCGAGCGGAUCGCAUGGUGAUCAGCACAGUAAUAACAACAACAGCAACCAUCACACGAACCACAACCAUCACAACCACCACCAAAACCACCACAACAACAACAACGGCAGUGGUGGCGGCGGCGGCGGUGGCCACAAGCAUCAGUCGCUGGCGGAGCGGGAAGCGGCCCUGGAGAAGAAGCGCAGCCACGUGAAGAAGCCGCUGAACGCGUUCAUGCUGUACAUGAAGGAGAUGCGGGCGAAGGUGGUGGCCGAGUGUACGCUCAAGGAGUCGGCCGCCAUUAACCAAAUUCUGGGCCGCAAGUGGCACUCGCUGUCGCGGGAGGAGCAGAGCGUGUACUACGACAAGGCGCGCCAGGAGCGGCAGCUGCACAUGGAGCUGUAUCCGGGCUGGACGGCCCGGGACAACUACGGGUAUGGGGCGAAGAAGAAGAAGAGGAAAAAGGACCGCAGUCCGGCGGAUCCGGGCGGGAACAGCAUGAAGAAGUGCCGGGCACGGUACGGGCUGGACCAGCAGAACCAGUGGUGCAAACCGUGUCGGCGUAAGAAGAAGUGCAUCCGGUACAAGGAAGCGGGCGGAGGGGAUCGGGGAGGCGAUGGCAGUAGCGAUCGUGAAGGAGGCCGAGACCGGGGCGAUGGAUCGGAUGACGCGAUCGGAAGCUGUGGAAGUAUGGAGGACGAUAGCAGCAAAUCACCCGGCGAGGAGGAUGAGGAUCGCGAAUCGAUCAACCAGUCCCUGUCGAGUCCGCGGUGUCUGAGCGUGCUGUCGAGUCUGCAGUCGCCGUCGACGAGCAUUGCGUCGCCGUUGAAUCUGCUCGCCAGUCCGGCCACGCCGACCAACUUCUACCACCACCACGAUCAUCUCGGGCUCGCGUCCAUGAUAGCGUCCGCGCAGCAGCAGCACCAGCAGCAGCAGCUCCAGCAGCAGCUCCAGCAGCACCAGCAGCAGCAGCAACAGCAUUACCUCCACCAGCACCAUCACCAUCAUCAUCACCAUCACCAGCAGGCGGCGGCGGCGGCAGCGGUGGCCGCAGCCGCCCUCCAGAACGUGAGCGACAAGCUGAACAACAUCAGCAACGAUUCGGGCAUCGGCGGGUCGCAGCUGAACAACAGCUACAGCAACAACUUCAGCCCGUACAACAACCACCACACGAUGCGCACCAACUCGUCCUCUUCGUCGGCGAGCAACGGCAAUGGGGGUGGUGGCGGUGGCGGUGGCGCUAGUGGUAACCUCAACAGCAGCUCCUCCAGCACGACCAACGGCACGGGCGGUGGUGGUGGGCUGGGGAAAAGUCCUACCGCGAUGCUACUCCCACCAACACCCUCCACUCCGACCCUUGCCCCACCCACGCCAUCCUCCUCAUCGUCUUCGUCCUCGUCGUCCUCGUCCUCGUCCUCGUCCUCGUUGUCCUCCUCGUCGUCUUCCACCCCAUCGCUCCAGAUUCCGCCCCAUCUGCAGCAGCUUAAUCUGAAGACGUCACCGCCCCUGCUGCCCAACACGCCGCCCUCGUCCGGCGGCUCGUCCGUGUCCUCCACGACGGCGCUCACCAUCAAGGAGGAGCUCCCCGACAGCAGCACCGGCAACGGCCCGAUGGGCUCGCCCUCGUCCGGCUCGCUGCAUCCGACGUCCUCCUCCAGUCCGCCGACAACCACCGGCGUUGGCGGCGGCGGCGGGUUCCUGCUGCAUCCUGCCCACCAUCAUCACCACCUCACCACCCUCCAUCAGCUCGGCCAUACGCAGCUUCACGCGACCAGCAAAACCAACGGUGAUCUCUCCCCCACGACGACGACGACGACGGCGGCUGGCACGGCGGGUGGGGUAUCCAACAGCGGCGACGGCGGUCCAGCAGUCGUCAUCAACGGCAGCACCAGCCGGAGCAGCAGCAGCAACAGCAGCAGUAGUCAAAUCGCUAGUGAUAGGUAGUGUACCGAUAAACAAACAAACAAACAAACAAACGAAACAUCACACACCCCACACACACUAUACUACACUGUCCUCAACUCCCAAAUCCUACCCACUUCCCUCAAGCCCGAAGGUCCUUUUCCUUCGUUUCCCAUGUGCAGUGACGGGCUUCCUGCAGUACGGUUCUUCCAUUGUUGUAGUUGUUGUUAUGUUUAGCGCGCGGGAAAGUUGUGUAAAUGUUUAGCUUAACUGUUUUGUGGCCUUAAACCCCAAGGGAUCCCCGGGGGGGGUGGGGACUAUUGUGCGCUAUCAUCCUGCGGCACCACGCUGCCGGGCGAAGGUCGUCGUCGUUCUCCGUCUGUGCGUUUUCUUUUUAAAUAUCUUGUCCCGUGAUAAUAUUCCUCUAGACGGAUUUAUGUAUGUAUGUUUGUAUGUAUGUAAUAUGUAUUUCAUGUAUGCUGUGCGUGCGUGCCCCAAACUGUUAAUAGUUGUAAAGCUCUCCCUGUGUUAAGUUAGUCAGUCUCUAUGUGUACAUUGUUAGUUGUCCUCGUGUGCUUUAGAAUAAACCCCGUUAGUAAGAGCCGAACCGGAGUCAGGUGUAGCGAAAGGGCAAUCAUCAUUAGCGUUGUCGAUGCGUGCAGAUUUGAAAUGUAGUCCCUUGCUACUUGCAGUAGCCCGCGAUGGCUGAGCGUUUUGUCCUCAGUGUUUAGAUGGUUAGCAACGCAGCGAAGGUUACAAAAGAAGGGAUAAUUUAGAGAAAAAAAAUAUCUAAUUGACGAUAUAAAAGACUGAAAGCCAACAAGCGACCAACCAACAAACGGUUCGAUCAGUGAUGCAAGAUUAACACACUCUCACCAGAGCAAAGAAGCAAAAAGAAGAUGAGAAGUACAAUCACGAACGGACCAACAACAACAAAACCCCGCGUCGUUGUGUAGUGUGAAACGGAGAAUCAAAAAAGCAAAACAUGUAAAAAGGCAGAAUAAAGUGUACGCAUGCUUGUCUGCAUGCGUAUGUCGCUCUCGUAAUGUGCGUCUGAUGCGUGGAAACGAUCAAUCUGUCUUCCGAGAAAACGAGCAAAACUGCGGGCGAAGCUGCGAGAGGUAGAAACGGUGGUGGUGGGUAGCUGGAUUGUGCAGCUCGGGGUAAAGGGCACGGGACGAAGGCAGGAGCGACAGUCCGGGGCACCCGAAAAAAGAACGCUGGUAAGAAACCCCUGAGCUUGGUGGUUGAUGGCGCAGGUUGCCGGUGUGUGAGUGCAAAGGGAGUGAAAAUCAGUGGAAUGCUUUGGGAUGAGGAUCGUAGGCUCGCGUUGCUUUUUUCCCUUUCUCCUGUCGUGGGAGGCAUACGCAUACUGGGACGUAUAACCCGGGCGAGCGGAGCAGGAGGGUGACCGAAAGGACGAGGGCAGGGAACGAAUUUCCAAAACAAGUUUUUCCCUCUCAUUCAUUCCCGGGGUGAUUCCGGGUUGUUUUCGUUUCCAACCCCGUUGCGCCCCGUCUGGGGAGUGGGGGCAUGGUGCUGCAGCGGCAUGGAGCGGAGACGGGAAGGGAACGAUGAAAUGAUUGGAUGAGUUGUUUUUUUUCCCUCUCAAUUUUUGUUGGGCUUGAUUUCGAGAAAGCUCAGAAACAAUCUGAUCGCAAGAAGCGAAGAGAUCGAGCAUGGAAACGAGCUCCGGAGCGAGCUGCGAAGGAGGAGAAGAGCGCGCAGCGAAGAAACGGUGGAGGAAAGAACAAAAUCAAUCAAGUGUGUGAUAGUAGAAACACACAACACAACUUGGGACUAGGAAAGGACCUGAAAAAACGUUGUGAAAUAUAAUGAGAUGAGCAGGAUGAGGACGAUAAAGGAGAAAUGAGAGAAAAAGAACAACGAAAAAAUCCCUGCCCGAGCGUCGCGGCCCAAAUCAGCAGGAGACAACCAAGCCCGAGAUCACCGGGGGAGAGAGCGAAAAGGAUGGAAGACGUUAAAUGGGAACGGGGAGUGAGGGCAACGGGCCAGGAGCGUGAGGGCAUGGGGGUGUUUGGCAGGUUCGUUGGCUGGUUUGGUUGGGUUUGGGAGAAGCGAUGAGCAGAAGGAGAAGCAAUAAUGGAGGAAAGCCAAAGGAACGGAACAUAGAACAUGGUUCUGGAGGACCAUAACCAGCCCCGAAAGGUCGUAAAGAAACGAGAUGAUCGCUGGGUAGAAUCAGGAGGAGCAAGAUCGCAGAGCAGUGUGUGCAAGAACACAGGAAAGGAAGCAAUAAUACUUUUUUCGUCAUUCGUUAAAAAGGCUACACGAAAAAACGCAAAACAACAACCCUAGCGCUGGCCGGGGCAGGCCUGUCCCCGGGGCCAACAGCGUCCACAGCACACAGCGCCAGACACACACUCGCACACAGCGGGUCGAUAGGGGUGGAAAGUAUUGCUGGGCAGGGGGCAUGGGUUGCAGGAGCGGUGGAAUAACGAAGAAUUUAUGAAGUGUCAGUACACACAGCCUCCCUCGUUUGGCUGUGGAACGGAGGCGAUUCAGGCGAGGGGAGGGCGAUGGAAACGUUGCGGUGUUGUGUUGGGAUGGUGGAGCAGCGUCCAAGUGAGUAAGACAGAGAGAAAGAGAGAGGCACACAUACUCACACACAAACACAUGCACGGCUGGCUCCAAACUCCAGCCGAUCUCCAGCCGGGCGCGCAGCCGCGCACGCUGUGGCGAGGAGCCUUGAAUGGCUGAAGAAGGACGAUCCCCGGUGGAACCAGAGUGUGUUGGAGGGAGGUUGAAGGGGCUGCCACGGAACGACAGCGAAUAUUUCAUGUCUCGCGCGAAACGGGAAGUACGUACGUACGCGAUCGUCUGCUGUGUGGACGAUUUUCCACUCGCUUGGUUGGGUGUGCAGCCGGGGUUGGGCAAGAGGUCGCCGCGGCGCAAGGAAAGAGUUAACCGGGUUCAUUUGUGAUUUGUCUUCCACCUUUAUUCUCUUUUAAAAGUUUGGAAGAAAGAAAAAAAAAAGAACGCUACUUUUUACCUCUCUUUCGCCUUCCUUUUCUUUUCCAUCCGUUUUUUUUCUUUUCUUUUCUUUUUUUUGCACAAUUUCAACCGUCCCCAAUUCACGGAUGCUGCUGCUCUCGUGGGGUACGUGGGACUUGCACGGAGAUGGAUGGAUAAUUGCGCCUUUCAAGUAGUUUGGCCACCGCUGCCACCGCUCCUGCCUGGUUCAUCGUUGCUGCGGUCGAUCGGUCGCCUCGGUCGGUCGCUUCUUCAUGACCAGGCAGGGCAAUGUCGAUCGGCGGACUCCUCUCCUGCCCGGACGCUGCCCUUCCCCACUGCUCCCGUCGAUUAAUGGACAAUCGAGAUGGCGUUCUGGCUUCCCUCGAAAUUCGUGUCGUAUUUUUUCUCCCUUUUCCUGUAGGGAAGAACCGUGAAAUCUCGUUAAUUAUCGGUUAUUGUUGGUAGAAGGUGGUUAACGAUCGACGAGUGAUAUUGAAAUGUGUGAAUUUGACGAUUGUACACUGACCUGUUUGGGUUGAAGGGUGUAUGUGUGUGAGAGAAAAAGAGAGAGAGAGAGCCGUGUGUCGGUCACGGUACGGUUGUGAGUGGCUAGUGCAUGCGCACGAUAAUCAUGAGGGCAGAAUAGAUCAUCGAUCAUCAUUUCCCGAUUGAGCGGGCGUCUCUUUCGCACCCCGACGGAAUGUGAAAAGUUCCUCUUUUUUUCGAGACCGUACAGAAGUAAAAGCUUUUCCCAGUACGGCAACCAUGGCGCGCGAUCGCGAUCGACCGAUGGUUGGGCCAGAAUGCUUUAAGCUGUUUGUUAAGGAAUAGCUUCAUCUUCGGUCCACUGUUGAUCUUUCCUCUUCGGCUGAUUUUGUUUUAUUUCUCCCGAAAUGGAAUAAACUUCUUAACCAUCUACCAUCGGCUUGGGUCGGCAUAACCUGGCCGAGCCGGCGUGCUGCCAUAAAAAGGGUCAUUUUGUUGCAAUUUGUAAAACCAAUUUCACAUUUUAUGGUUUCUGGUUGUAUAUUUUGGACGAGAUGGCGCAUAUACGGUUGCCCUGACCGCUUUGUCCGAUAAAUAAGGUGCGCGGAAAGCCGAUCGGCUAAAGAUCCCCUCGAUCGGUCGCGAACGGAUGGCUGGAGUGGAGCCUUCCUGCGCUUGCAUGGGGGCAGCGUUGCGGAAGGUGAUAGCCGGGCAGGCUGUAAAGUCUUUGAUCCGGCAGUAACUUUUAUUGGGUGCAGGAUCACUCGAGCUUUGCAGAAAAACAAAGAAACAUGCAAACCCUUCCACCGCUUCUCAGCCUUCCAUCGCCAUGGAGUUGUGGACGAAUGGUUUUUGGCGAUCUUUCUUCCCGCCAUAGUGAAACAAUCUUUUUCUCCCUCUCCCUGGAUAUGGCGUCGUCUGCAUCGAACGGUACCGCCCUCUCCCUUUUUUACUACUACUAUUUCACAAAAGCGGAAAUACCAAAAGAGGAUCGAUUUAUGGUGACGAAUGAGAAGCCAUUAGAGAAAUAUGAGCCUCUUUCCUCCUCGCCAUCACUUCACCCAGCGCUGAGUCGGAGCGAGCGCCGUGUACUUUUGUAAGCCCCAUUUAGUGGUCGGUCUGGCGCACAUGAACCUUCUCCGGGCGGGCGAAUCGGUGCCCCAACCGUACGGUGAAGCGUACGAUCGAAGAAGGUGUGAUAUGGACAAACAUAAUAAAUGGCAAAUAUGCCAGCAUGCACUACCUGUGUGACGGGCUUGAAGGUGCCUGGACCUUUUGUCAAUGAACUCUGGGGAUGAAGAUUCACUGCGAACAGCACUGUGCAGAGCUAUGAAGGACAGCAAGUUUUAAUUUGAUUUUCACUGAGAAAUACACAUCGUCUGGGCUUGUUGCCCAAAAUUGUCCUGAUAUGGUGUAUCUUAUGAUAGCGUUUCCCUUCUCCUACUAUUUUGUUGUUUCUUCUAUUCUGAUGCAGUUGAUUGUCGAUUGUUCAAUUGAAUUAUGUGUUACAGUAGCUAUAGAGUAGAAGUAUUUAUGUUCAAAGUAGAUGAGUUAUAUGUGUUUCGUCGUUUCGUGUUAUUUCGUGUGCCUACUCGCUUCCACUCCAAUCCACUGCAAUGAAUCACGUCCACGAAGAAAUCCUUUGCAUUGCGCACUCCGGUUCUGAAUACGUUGCUGUCUUGUUGUUUUCUCUUCCAUUUAGUUUUCCAUAUCUUCGCUGCUGGUGAGCCACCGUAGCAGUGCGUUGCCAGCGCAUCGGAUUUGGUUCAAUGCAAGGGACGUGAAAGGGCCGUGAUCCUAGCAAAUCAGUUGCAGUCGACAGGAACCCAGCGGACAACUCCUCCGCAUCACAAACCAACAAUGGUUGGCAAAUCACAGUCACAAAGUAAGUCUGCGAAUGUGAGCAGAACCAACGUAAGAGGAAGAAGGCAGAAAAAGAGAGAGAACAACGGGCUCGGUAGGCGUUACGUAUGAGUCACCUUGUGGCGAUUGUCUACCGAAUGUUCUCAAUCACACAGGGCACAAUAAUCGAGCCUAUCUUGAUCUUCCAGCAAUGAUUCCAGCGCUGGUGGCUCUAGUCAAGAAAACUAGCCUGCCAAGAUGUCCUAGAACAAAGAACCUUCACUUUAAAUCGAUAAGUAAAACACGAUCAUUGGAAAUCGUAGACAGUUAGGUGCAGAGCACAGGCUACGUUAAGUGCAUUCGUUUGCAGUCGAAAUCAAUGCCAAUCGAUCGGAUCGAACCUUUCCAUGCCCCAAUGGGGUACUGUUGAAAAAAAAAGAAGUUAGUCAAACGGAGCGGUAUGUCCGUGAUAAACGAUAAUCACAUGCUCAAAUAUCCCCAAAAUCCUACCAUAAUGUGUAUAGCAAAUCAGAGGCGUUUGGGAUUGCAUAUAAGGUGGGAAUAUGACAACGAAUGAACCCUUCUGCGACAGAAAGAGACGUAGAGAAAGCUAGCAAAGACAGAAGAUGGAAAACAGUGGAAAUAAUUGACAUUUGUGUAAUGGCUUUUUGAGUGCACAUGGUGUGCGCGGCCAUGUAGUUAUCUAGGUACAGUGAGAUCGGAUAAGCAAUCGAAGUGCAAGGGAAGCGAUAUAAACUACCAUUACCCCCAAAUGGGAACGCAGCAGAAGAGGAGGUAGCGCGAAGAAAAUCGAAACGAACAGAGAACUCGAAAUUGAAAGCGAAACGACGAUCGCCACUCAACGGGCCACAUUGUACAAAGAACGGAACGGCAGCGGCAACCCAGUCGAGUGGGUGGAUGCAUCGCGUAUCGCGUACGGCCACUGUCACAGGACCCGAACGGUCCGCAACCCAGACGACGGUCCGCAGUGGCGAUCGUUUUCCCACAAAGCGAAUGGCUAAUAGCCAGAUCGCCAAUGCGAAAGAGACGCCAGAGAAAGAGACACCAACGGCAGCAAUAGCAACGAACUCUAGACGACGGACAUGCAGUCGGUGAAGUUUGAAAUGGUGGCACUGUGGGCGAGAUUUGACUCAUGGAAGCGAGUUUUUCUUCCAGCAUAGCCCAGCGACCACGCCACACAUAAAAGGACAACCUUUAGAACGACAUUUUUUGCAUCGAAAAUGGAUGCGAAAGGUGGAAGUGAUUGCGAUUUUCUUUUUGUGCGCGACGAGCGUACUCUCCCUGCCUUAUUCCAGUGAGAUGCGCGAUCACCCUCAAUGUGACCAUUACAGCAGGAUAAAAACUCGAUCACUCGAGCCACCUUCUAUGACAACGAUGGUCAAACAGUUUUUGAGAGGUUUUCACCAAAAUCUGCUCGAUGCAGUACUCUGCAUGUUUUUGACAGUAUGGGAACACACGAUCCCACCGAUAACAGACAACCCACGGUUCUUUGGAACGUGGUCAUGAGCUCUGGACGAGUAAAUGGAGUCGACACUCCUUCGGUGUGCGUAUGACUAGGUAAACUUCUUACGCAUCGAAUUGUGUGCGAAUGUGUAGUUUCUAUUGCUGUCGUUGGUGUUGCAGUGUCUGCAUUCUCAAGUGUCUCAAAUUAGGGAAAACGAAUGAUUGAAGUACGCCUUACACUUAUACCGGAAAAAAUCUUGGCAAUAAACAUGUUACCAUUCCUCAUUGCAGCCAACAAUUAGUAAAAGUCUUCUCCUUUCUCCAGUGUUUGUGUGUGUGUCUGGUGUUCGGCACAUGGGCACAUCAGACCACUUUUCAGUCCUGACCACUUAUGUUCCAUCCCUUAAGUGGAUUUUACUAAGGACGAGGGAGCCACGACAAGGGCUUGGGAUUUUGGGAAGAAUUUACCACAUAACGUAGGAGCGAUGCUCAACAGAGAAAAAAAACAUGAACGGGUCAAAUCCCGAAAGAUGCAAGUGAUUACGUACCACGAUUUUUUCCGUUACUCUACCCCGAAUUAUGCGUGUGUUAGCUUUCGUGGAGCGUUGCCGCUACUCCGCAGGCCACAGCCCAUAUCAUUGUUCCAGCCCGUGGACCGCAAAGACACAAGAUUGCAGCGUGUGUAUGGAAUCGUUUUUCGGGACGGUCGGAUUGUCGCCGUCUGGCGCGUGUGGGUCGUGGCAUGGAAGCCAUUAAGGAUUCUUCGAAUUUUAUGGCUUCACUGCACACGGAGCGAGCGAGACGGCCAUACCCAGGCAGUGCAGUGCACACCGCUUCGCGAGCCGGGAAGCAAACUUACUGCUGCACAGUUACGAUCACGGACGGUGAUUGACAGUAUAUACGCGCUUCAUAGAUCCACUUGUUUGCCUACGUUCUAAGCGCCUUCUGCGCCACCCUUGGCAUCCAACAACGAUAACCAGGAGCAGUGCAAGACGAUGUCACCCUUUCCACCAUUUUUAUGGUUUCUUGGGGUGGAAUACAGCCCGGAGAAAAUAUGGGACACUGCGGACGAAUUCCGGACAUCCAGCGUCUUUGUUCCGAGAACUCGCGUCCACCGCAGAUUAGCCCGUGCCCUGCCCUGUGCUCUCCGUGGUCGCUCAUGCGGGCGGACCAUGCAGCUUUACGAUUUUAUGCGAUCCUGGAAAAUGGUAAGCUGCCUGCUCCUCGACAGCAGCAGCCUUGAGCAUCUAUCUCUCUCUCUCUCACUCUAUAGGUUGGCUACAUCCGCCCGGUUGCGUGCCGACGACCCGUUCCAUGAAAUAAGACUGUUUUCGCGUCGGAGUGACAUUUGUUUGUCCUACCAAAAUGAUUCCUGUGGUGCGGUGGCAGGGGUGAGUAAGUACAAUCCUUUGCGAAACCUCCGCUGAUCGUUGCCUCCUUGCUUGACCUUCUUUUCACCCUUCCGUGAGGCGUUUUACGGCGAUGUUUCUGCACCGCUUCAACGUGCGAUCCCGUCCGUUCGCGUUUGCGUUCGCGUUAUUUGCGCAUGGCCUCCGAUCGCGCCAAGCCGGUUUUUUGAAAUUCUCGUUAUUGUUGAUCGCGCGUUCGCGCGCUUGCGGACCCGCGCCGCCCUUCCGCCUAACCGCCGCACGACAGCAGGGUUUGUUGCUGGUGGUGAUCAGUUGUGGCUGAUUAUCUUGCGGUCCGCGGAGCGCUGUUCACCUCGCCGCGCUGGGGAACGUUGUGCUAUGACACACGCACACCGACGCACGAGCAGGGGGCUACAAGAACGUGACACUACCAAUACUACCACCGUUCGGCUGGACUGGAGCCAUGAUGGAGCCCCGAUUCUCUUGGGCAGAUUCUGGGUCUGGCGUGGACUAGCUGCUACUGCGGCUACUGAGCGCGCUUCGCGGACCGCGGAAUCUUCGCUGCCAUGUCUUUGCUGCUGUUCUUCUCGCCAUCGUUGGCUCACGUCACCAUUGUGAUUGUCUCUCGCUCUCUCGCUCUCUCUGUCUCUCUCGUUCUGUCCAUUCUUCUGUCGGUGGGGCGUAGCAGGCGUAGCGUCUCGCGAGCGUGCUGUAAUAAUACUACACCAGCCAGAGACGCGGGAAUGUGGCUCUCCAGUUCUGGUUGCGUUAUUCUAUGCGGUUGGUGCGAACGGGGUGAAGAUGGCAGACGGGAAGAAAGAAAAACACCCGAAUGAGAAUACAGUAAAAAGACGCACACACGAAUACUGAUUCACUUCGAAGCAGCAGCAGAAAGGCAAAAAAACUCGCCCCGAUCGAACCGGGGUGGAGUGUUUCGGAAACGAGAACCUUUUUAAAUAACAUAAUUUAUGGCAUGUUGAAUAAACAAAUAAAUAUUGGGUUUUCUGAAUACUGGGCAAAUGUGUGUGGUGGAAUCACCUCCAGUGGCCGUGGUCGCCGUCGUCGUCGUCGUCGUCGUCUUCAUCUUCUUCUAUUUAGUUGUGCCGGCCUGUUCGUGCGCGAUAGCUGUGUGGUUGAUCAAGCACACCGUGGCGGUGAGAAUGGGGGGGGGCUCAGGUAUUGUCCGAGCCCGAGAGCCGUGCCUUUCCGAUCGAGCAGCCAAUCUCGAGAAGGAUGCGCUACUUCGAAAGGUGUGAUCUUUAUCUUUCCUUCCCACCAAUCGCGGGCUUCAUCGAGACAACAUUCGGUGUUUACCAUUAUCGCGCUCGCCGGAUCGACCCCUAAUGCUGCUAAUCUUUUUACUGUCAAAGUGUGGCAUAUGUCAACAUUUGGUUGGCUCGAGUGGUCUGGUCGCCACGAGGAAACCUCGCCACACACUGCCAGUCCGCUUCAAGCGGGGGGCUUUAGGGCGCUUCAAAUCACAACGUCUUCCUUAUCCGCCGAUAUUUGAUAAGAAAGGUGUAAAGAGGGUGUUAAAAUGUAUUCGAUAAAUACAACGCUGACACUGAAGAUGGGUCAGCCCGGCAGCUCAUGGACAGCACGCUACGUGUGCUAUGAUUACAUUUGUAAGUUAAAGUUGAUUGCAUUGCCGUUUGUCGUUGGGUCUUUCUUUUCCACCACCCAAGCUGAUUAUUAACGCGUGAUUAUUAGGACUAGCAGAGACGCGAAAAAAGACGCUCAAUCAAAAUGUCUCUCCAUCGACGGAUCGCCUCCCAGCGGAAUAGUCUCAUUAAAGUGAACCGAUUAAAACAUUGCGCGCUAGAGCUGAAGCUCAACUUUCCACCACACUCAUACGGAUUGCGGUGUGAAGAAACCCCAUCUUUGGCGAGAGCUGCCACGACAGCAAUAUCAUAAAAAAAAACAGACACACUCGGUAAAUUGCAAAAUCACUCACUCCCGUGGGAUGACAGUCAACAAUUAUGACUCUAUAAGGAUGAACAAAAAAGACGCACACUCCUUAGUCCGUUCGGACGAGAUGGCAGAACGGUGGCGAGAACGGUCGAGAGGUUUCUCGGCUCGGGUUGAGCGAAGCUCUAGUAUAGCCACCCCGGUGCACUUUCUUCCGCGUUUUACAUGACCGCUUGUUAGUCGUCAGGGGGACGUAACGAGGUGACAGCGCACGUCGAAUGAGUAGCAAAAUUCCUGUCCAAAGCGCGGGAUCAUUGGGAAGGUGGUGUGGUCUCUAGGCGGGUGCGCGAGCUGCAAAAGGUGCGGAAACCCCAUUGCAUAGAACCGUAGUGAAGGUGGGACGAAGGUGAAGAUGGGGCAGUGGCGCGGGAAAGUCACUGUGGUUACACUCACGAAAAAGCCACAAGACGACGCAAGUAGUAGCAGCAGCAAAACGAACAAAUUAAAUUGACGCUAUCUCCUGGCCACACGGAAUGUGCGCGCCCCGCGUGCGUGUGGGAGAGUCGCGCCGGGCCUGUGUUGCGGAACGCGGUGCUACGAGGUCACACGGGGAGGUGUACCGUGGUGUUUGUGGUGGCAGCGGCGGUGGGUCGGUUGCGCUCCGGUCGCGAUGUCGUUGUCUAAUCAUCACCCGGCUUCGACGCCUUUUGCCGUGGCCCGGUGCAGAGUGAGAGAGGGCUACAAAAAAUGCGCUCCAAGCUGAACGGACCAAGCGAGUGAGCGGGAGAGAGCGAGCGAAAAAGGCAAUUGGAGUGCUCUGGGUUAAAUAAGGGCUCUCGGGGCGACAAAAAACGGUGGGCCGGCUAGAAGGGGGUUGGGAGACGCACAGAAACAACACACACCGACGAGUUGUGCUCUUAUCAGUGAACUCACGGGGCUACACGAACGCUAACCAAACGUUUCACCGAUAGAGUGUCCUCUUCCAUCACGGGAGUGUGUGUGUGUGUGUGUGUUUUUGUUUGUGUGAACCAUGCCCAGCUAGUCCAGAUCGAACGGGGGUAGCAAAAUGGCGCGUAUAAACAAGCGAGUGUUUGACUAGGCUCAGCUCCCCUGUAUGGCCAACCGUGCGCAGCAAUUAAAGAACGAUCUUACGGAAACGGAUAAAAGAAGUCUUAAGCCUCAUUCAGAAGUAACUCUUUCUCUGAACUGCUCCAACUACGGCAACUCUUCAUCAGGAGCUGUCAAACGCCUUUCCGUUUCCGUGGACAAGGGCACCCGUCCCAAUCUACAUCCGACCGGCUCGGACUCGUGUGAUGUGACGUUUCGGCGUUAUCAUUGCACCGACAUUUGACAGUCGGUUCCCAUCCGAUAUGGCACCUUCCGCUUGGGGCGGGCGUGAAGCAUCACACUGAUAUUUCUUAAUUUUCCAAUUGGGCUGAACUGAAUUGGAAUUUUUUGGCCUCUCUCGCACCCUCCCCUGUGGCUUCAGUUCUGUUUUUUUUUCUCCUCUCUCGCCUGUAGCGUGAAUGACAGAGCAUGAUGGCUUCCGCUACACCACCCAUCUUUCGUUAUCAUGCGUUUAGUUUAACAGACAGAUAGAGAGAAACCAGAGCGAAAAAAAGCAUGUUCUUCUCCCAUACUCCCUUCGCAUCCCCUCCGCCCGUUUCCUAUCCUGUCGCGUAUCUCGCCACCCAUUAGCUGCCGGCGUUCAACCCCACAACGGCUUGCGUGUGUUGCGACAGUGAUGAUUGGAGCGCAUCAGAUAAUUUUGUUGCUCAUCACUCGGUCCCCCCCCCUUCCCACUGGCUGUCCAGGUCCAGCUCCAGGUCCGUUUCGUCUCCCUCAUCCCCUUUCUCUUCCGCUAUCCAAUGAAAGAGCCCUUUUCCGAUUCCUUGUUUGUACUUGGCUUUAAAACCGUCCUCCCGCUCCCCGGGUGAACGCAUACACAUACAAACCGAUUGAUAAACACGAUGGCAAUUGCUGCUUCUGCUGCUGCAGCGCGCGCUACCCUAUCAUUAUUGGGCACCACAAACACACGUUUUGUGUGCUUCAACCCAUCGUACAGCCCUCGGUUCCGCUGUACAACCCCUCUCCCCGAUCCCUGUCAAAUAGAUCCCAAACUAGAACCAGCGAAGGGGAGCAGCAGCAGACCACUUAAGCAUGACUUUUCAUCACGGCCACCAACCGGCCCGAGGGGCCUGGGACCGAUCUGUUUACACGAGGAUUUGCGUAUCCCAUCGCACUGCUCCAGGCGCUCCACCCUUACUCCCUCUCCAGGGAAAACGGGAGUGAAAAUGAAAGGAAAUAAAUUAAUAUAGGGAAAUUUCUCAUUCCGCCACAGUCGCCGCGCCUGAUCGAUCGUUUGCUGCCCUCCUAAUGCUCGUUCGACAUUCCGAGGCAUGGCGAUCCCCGCGCACCACCUCACCGAACUCGCCGCACCCGAUAAUGUUUGGGUCAGAACGAAUUUGUGCUACGAACUAUUUGUAACCAAUCAGCGAACGUGUUGAAAAGUAACUUCAAUCUAUAUUCGCCCCCACACGCCACACGCCUGACUCUCUUUCUCUCUCGGGGGAGAGAGAGAGAGACCGCGCGACCGGCCCUGGAACCGGCCGCAUUUCCGCAAGACGAUUUGUUUACACAUUGCAAUGUGAAUGCGAAUGGCUUUGGGACUUAAUUGAAUUGCGCAAGAUGGAAAAUGGAUAGAGCGCGACUGGUGCGGCGAUCGUUUCGGACGCGAUAGGUUCCAUUUGUGUCGAUGUGCCGGCAAAGAGCGAAUAAGCGGCCCAACUUUGGUACGAUCAUGUUGACUUUUCUGCAAUAGAAUGACGACGGCGUCCGGUGUUCAGAUGACACACGCCCACCUAAUCAAUUACCACACGGCUCUUAUCGGCCCAGGCCCGUCAAUUUGCUGUAAGCAUUAUCGUGCAGCUCCGUUGAGCCGUCUUGAGAUAGUUCCUAUUUUGUUUCUUUUUUUUUUGUGUGUUUUUGCUCAUCCGUCUAUAGAUUGUCAGCGACCACCACUGGCCAUAAAGGUCGGAAUCAACGAGAAAUUCGAAGAGCCGAUAAACGUGUCGAUUAUCUGUCGUACGUGUUUCGUCGCCAACCGCUAAUCUAAUGCGCGCGAGCGUGUGUAAUCUUUUUAUGUGGCGGUAACGCUGUGGUGGGGUAGUUUAUGUCUCUGCCAACGAUGGGUCGGCAUAAAUCGUACGCACGUACACGCCCGCUCGGUUUACUGCCAAUCGGAUUCGAGCCAAUUGGUUGUGGCGUCAUCAUUGUGGGGGGGGGGGGCGAUGCGACGGAACAAUUAACCGAACUGCGGAAUUGUAAGUUCCGGCGACUUAUUACCAGGGCAAGACGCCAGGUUGACUUUACCAAAUAUUGAUCAGUGCAGCAAUUCACCGACGGAACGGUCGGUGCAUCGCAUUUUGUUUUGCGCUCGUACUUGGGCUGGGUUGAAGUCAAACAGCUUGUGCUUGGCUUUCUUAUCGGCGCCUGCGAGUGAUUUAUUAUGCAUACAUAGCCGUCAUUAGAGCGAGGUCAAAGCAAUUCUAAUUGGCCGCACAAACACAAUCGCAAGGUGCAAUGAUGCUGCAUGUUGCGCGCGCGUGUUGCCUGCGCAGGAGUGUGAAAUGAGUUUGGAGGGCAUUACUUCAUGCUUAGCUGCUCAUAAAAUCCGUUUCGAUUUAAAACAACAUACGUCUGACAUAAGCGAGGAAAGGCGCUGCGCUGCUACGGUUAAGAAAAUCAUUACAAACAGAUCGACGUUUCCUUCCGUGUGGAUCGUUGGUGGUCCUUGAAAAGCUCGUUCCACUGAUGACAAGCGUAGACAAUCCAACAGACAGCCGGCGGCAGUAGUGUUUUUCUUCUUCUUCUUCUUCUUCUUCUUCUUCUUUUUCUUCUGCUUGCCUCACACUCUGGCGCCGGAUCGACACUAGCACGGCCUCGACGAAUGGGCGCUGCAUCGUUUGCAAAUCUCCCUCGGCUCGUGUGCCUCCACGGUCAAAGAGCCUUACGCCCUCGCAUCGACUGGAACUGGAACUGUGUAUGUUUGUUGCCAUUUCUCGAUCUGUUUCACAUUCCCUCGUUUCCCUCCGCCAUCUGUGUGCCAUGUUUGUGCGCUUGCAUGAGACGCGCGAGAGCACAUGGGCGCAAAAGCGUUUGCGCCAACACGUUGCAUGGCGCGCAUACGACCGUGCGUAAGCGGGGCGCAGACUUAUCGCUUUUCCAAGCUCUUGCGCACCCUUCCGCUGCUUUUCGUCCGCUUCCUCGUGAUCGAUUUUCGUUAUGGUGAGACUAGAAGAGAAAGGGGCCCAGGGGGGGGGGGUAUGCCUGGGUAAGUGAUGAGCUGUCGAUCAAGCCGUCGCGGAUGAAGCGAAACCUAUUCCUCAUCGACGGGUUGAUCGAUCGUGGUCCACCGCAGCGCACGGUAUCGGCUUUCCAGCGUCUUACCGCCCCAAACCACACACGCAACGUGGGCCGCACGGUGCGAUGUAGCCGGGAAAAGAGCAUUAACGAUGACUAACGACGAUCCCCGCCGGCCCACCCACUAGCAGCAGGGACUCAAUAUCAGUUGGAAGUCCUAAUGCUAUCCACCCGCUUUAGCAAGCGAGAGAGAGAGAGCCUCCCAGGGGGUUCUAAAUGUUAAACAUUUCGUUCGAUUUCGCAUCGAUCGCAAACCGGAAACUCUUCCAAAUGUGGACUUCCUAGAAUUUUGGGCUGCCCGAGCUGCUCGCCUAAUGAGGCUACAUUCCAGCAGUGCGUCAGCUGACGCUUUCGGUGCUCGGUUAUGAGUUCCAUGUUUCUUGGAACAUGUAAAGCACAGCUCGGCAUCCAAAGGAGGUGAUUUUAUCGGUGCUUAAUUCAACCCGGUUUGCUCUCCCCGUAAUGAUGCUGCCCCAUGGUACGGGCCCGGCCCUCUAGGAAUGCGCACAACGCCGCCGUAGUGCAAUGGGAGGGAACGAAUAAGCGAAAGAGAGCGAGAUGGCAAGAAAUAUGGAGGGAAACACAUUGUACGACACAGGGCUCUGUUAGUAAGUACUAAUUAUAGCAUAAUUAAUUGCUCAACUAUAAAACCGAUACCGGGGAGUUUUGUUUUGCCUGAUGGGUAGUGAUGUUUUUUUUACUUUUUAUUUGUUGUUAUGUUGCCAUUGCGCCGUCCUGAUGCAUCACUACACGGUGCUUCCAGGUUCCGGCCUUGGAAUGAUGCUGAACCGGGUGAUUGCGUGGCUGCAAGCAUCGACAUGCAUGCACCGUUAAGAGGCACGGCGUGGUGUGUGAAGUCACAGAGAGAGAAAGAGAGAGAGAGAGAGAGAGAGAGAGAUGCGUUUAGAGUUGUUGGGAAAAAGAGCUGCUAGCACACAGCAAUGCGCCAUCCCGUCCCCCCUUCGCAAGCAUCAACAGUAGUAAACAGCGUUCGGGGGAAGUGGCGCUGCACCGUCGGAAGGAAACGGAACCACCCGAAGGGAAAGGAAUAAUAAUAACAUUCAUUUAUUAUCAUAAUUACUAUGUGCGCAAUUAUUACAUUUUUUGAAUUUUCGAUACCCUUUCCACGCAGUCCCACACAAACACACACACACACCGAGAAACGCACAUAUACUAGCGCAAGAAGUGCACGAAAGCGCAAUGGAAGAGAUGGGCCGUUCGUUGGCGAUUCGUAAGUUUCGCGCGCCCGUAAGCACACCGGUGGGUAACUCCGGUAGCUAAUUACUUCUUUUAAGGCUCAGCUAGGCCCCCCACAAAUGGGCCCCGCAAAGUAGCUGGUUUGCCAUCCUUCGCUGGCGUCUAAGUGCCCUCCCAUGGUUUGCCCACCACCGUGACUCGCGCGCGCUCGUGCCUUCCUUUCCUUCCGACGAAGCCUCGAAACCUUUGGGAUCCGUCUGGUGGAAAAUAUAUUAAUUAAAUGCUCACACACAACACAACGAGCAUAGGAGUGAAACCUGCGCCACCGCCAACCGGCGGUGUCGAGCGCCUGGGAGCGGAAUGCCAACACUCCGGGGCAAACCGUUCCUGUCUCCCAUUUCCCUCGUUUAGCGCUGUGGUGUUGGUGGUGUUUUUUCCUGCCACCCCUUUUGGUUGCUUCUGCUGCUACUACACAUCUGUCGAACAGGUGAGCACAGGUGGCAGCAAAGCUUUCGUUCACUUCUCCCUUCGCUGAAGCGAUAAGCGAACGUGCAGGAGUUGCGAAAUGAGCACCCUUGACCUCCCCCAUUCGGUACGCGUGUGUGUAUGUGUGUGCGGUUCCGGGGGAGAGGGGAAGGGCGCCUUCAUGCACACGACGGUUAAUACCGGAGACCCACGCACCGAAAAACUUAACUCACCGUGAAGCUGAUGAAAACUUUGAACACAACUAUUACCUUUUUUUUGCCAAGUUGGUGUAGCGGGAAACAGUUUAACGUACAACACACAGCCAGCCAACUCACAGGUGAGGAAAGCAGCAGUCUUUCGCUAAUGAAAAAAGAAACAUUACAAUUAAUUACGCUUCGGACGGCUAAGAAUUGGGCCGAAUUGUGCCUCGGCUCAGUAAUUGAAACCUCGCUUUUGCUGCCUUUGGAAACUCGAACAGGCAGCAGCGCGAGGUUUGAUGAACAAAUCGAAAGAUCGCCAUCGCCAUUAUCCUUAUGAUCGCGAACAUGGUUCCGUUGGAUGCCCGAAUCAACUGCCCUCCCCUCCCAUCUCUUUGGAGCUGCAAAACCCAUCGCUGCCCCUCUCUCUCCCUCGUUCGUUCGUUCGUUCGUUCGUGCUCUACCUCAAAACCUCCGAGUGAAGGAAAAAGUAUUUGCAACAAAAUAUUGACACUAUGGUGCACCCACCCACCCACGCCAACAACUCGUUCGCACUCGUUCAACCUGCUGCCUUCGUGAGAGGCGUGUGCGGAAUAUGUGGCCAAUUAAAACUGCUCAUUCCGACAGUAGCAGUAACAACGGCGGCCGCCGCUCCAAUUGACCGUUACGCUCACGUAAUAAGCUGCCGCCGCUACCGAUGCCGAUUUGCCGAUUUUUCCGACCGGGUGCGGCCACUCCAGGCCUAGUUUUUGAACACCCAGUUUCGUGGCGUUGAUGUUUUUCACUCCCUUGCUUUUCGUAACGGACGCGGACACACCGAUCGGACGGAGAAAUUUGCGCCAAAUGAGGCGCGAAAACAAUGUCUUCGCCCCUUUCUCGCCUGCCGCGCGAACGCAUUCCUUUUUCGGGGAGUGUUGGUGGAAAGAACCUGCCAGCGCCGAGAGUUAAUAUUGAAAACACCUCUUCCUUCUGUUUCCCUCCUUUGGUUCGUCAGAGAAUAUAAGGCGAAAAUGUUUGCGCAGGUUCAAGCGGGCAAGAAAUAUUGCCCCCACCGUUGGUAAAUGAUCUAUUUCAUAAAGUGCCGGCAAACAGAGGGCAAGAAUCGGCAACGAAUUCAUUUCUUACGGCAUUCCAUUUGUGCCCGGCUAAACCUCCCAAUAUGAGUGUAAUAAAAUCAACAGUAGUGCCACAGGAGGACGCUUUAAGCAUACUCAUUCAUGCGGUGGUACGCGCUCGGCCCAUUCAAGAGCGAUCCUCUCUGCGAAUAUGCGCACCCAAGAUGGCCAUGCAUAUUAAUGAUCUUUUUUUAUUGACAAUAAUCUAUCGGGAAUAAAUAACACGACAGAGAAUUGCCAUUCCGAUCGCUCACGGAAACCGAACCGCCCCAUCCCGACGCCCGAGCGAGCUGUUCAAACCAAGGGAAGCUGCCGUAUGUCGCAGGACAGGUGUGAUGGAAGAGAUAAUGGAACCGAAUACUUUUCAAGACAGUCUAAGUAAACAGUGAGUCGAGUUCAUCGCCUUACCCAGUCGCCCGUUUGUAUACACACACAUACACACACGUACACAGUGUGGAGCUUUGUUUUUUCAGCAUUUAAUGAAUAGUUGCGUAGCACCAUACCAUACGGAAAUGUUUGAUAGAGGCACCGGUUCGGGUAUGUGUGCUUUUCGUCAGGUUUGUUUUCCCUUUUUUCAUGUGUAAAGUGUACUAUUCGUUAGCAUACACGCAUAUGCUGUGAAUGUGUGUCAGGCCCGAAGGCUUUUUUGACGAAUCAAGUGAAGCUGAGAGGCAAAUGCUGGCCGGGAGAAGAAAAAGUGAAAACAUACAGUUUGUUGUACCGUAACCCCGUAAUCCCGAAAUGCGUAUACCACACCACAGAAACGCACUCGCGUACACACAGCCAUUUGCUUUGGCUUCUUUCGACGCACCACCAUAAACACUGGCAUCAGCUGCAAGUGCAACGGGGUUAAAAAACAAAACAAAAGCUGAGAGAAAGAAGAAAAAACGGUUAGGCAAACAUAAUUUGUUCAAAAAUCAAUAUUUUACGUUUAAAUUUCUCGCGCAAGUGCUCGGUCUGGAGCGCCCUACGAAGCGGGUGAAACGCACACCACAAUGCACUCGGUUGGUGCACUCGUAACAGAUAUUGUUUUAGAAGCGAAGAAAUUGAACGAUUACGGAACGCAACAUUUCACGCUAUUGCUGCGUAGCCAAAUGCCCGAUAAGAACUGCCGCCGAUACUGGCCCUUGUUUGACAAACAAAACGACGGGACAAAACGACCCCCUCCGGCUACCUUUAGCUUCAGUUAAGCGAGGAUCGAUUUCUUACCGGGACUACAGAAACUUCAUAACAAACACCAUGUUCGGAUCGGGCGCUAUUCAACCUCUUUAGCCUCUAAUGCAUGCAUGAUGCAUCGAUCAACCGAAAAAAAAAAUCCAGAACACAUUUACUCCGGCAGUGUUACGAAUCAAGCGAAAGGUUUAGUCAACGAGCCCUUUCCCGCCUGGGCACGGAAAACUGUCACAUAGUGCCCGUGCCUUUAUCAAAUCAAAUCGAAACUGUGGGGAGGGCGCAAAAAAAACUACUGAAUUCAAUCAAUAACCGUCAUUCAGGCAAACCCGCUUGUCCCGCUUAGCACAGCAAGAUCCGUGGCGCGAACGGCCGCGCGAGGAAAGGGUCGGAAAAUGCGCACGGGUAAAACAUGGUGCAGCAAAACAGCACAAACCCGUCCUCGAUGCUCGAUGCCCGGGAGCGAUAGGCGACGAUGUGUUUAGGUGGUCGGCCCGGGCAGCGAUAAUGGCGAUAACCGUCGCGAUGUGGCCCCGUGUUCGGUCACAGGCGACAAAAUCAGCAGCAGCGAUGGUUUUGCUGGUGGUGGUAGGCUCAAGGUGAUUGGAUUCGAGGUGCGUCCGGCAACGGGUUGAAAAAAUGGGGUGCAGGGGUUUUGACGCGAUCGUAAUUAUUUCUAAUCAAUCAAAAAGUAAACACAGCACAUACAACAACCACUUGUAUGUAUGUGUAUGUGUAUGUGUGUGUGUGUGUCACCCCGUGAGGGUGAGCAGGGCUUUGCUGUGAGCUGUGAACGAUAGUAAUGAACGAGGUGAGAUCGAUUCGCGCAAAAGGUAAGAGUGAGAAAAUCCGCCUACCUUUGGGCGGUAGAAUUUCAUGCCCCAGUCCAUUUUCUACCCAACAUGGCCGGGUUCGAAAACUGCGUCAAAACACAAAAGAAGAGAGUGUACAUUAUCUUUAAACUGGCUGGAUUGGUAGCACACGCGUUGAAUAAUGAGUGGAAUUGACGAUGGCGAUCGGGACGCCAUACCGCAUGCCCAUUCACCGCAAAUGAGUGGGCAACGAAGGCGACGAACGCAUUUGAACGACACCAUCAGAUGAACAACAAAAUACAUCCACACACACACAUCCGUGCACAAAAUUGAAGAAAACUACAUAAAAUAAAGACGUCGAGAAGGGGACGCUCUCUUCUACACUUGUUUGCUGUCGAUCACAAGUCAAUCGAUCGCGACUGGACAGCGGGCCAUCCGAAGAAGGGUGCGCGGUGCGGUACGGCAGUCGGUUACGGAAUUCGGGUUUGUGUACCGAAAACAAAAAAACCGUACAACCCCCUUGAACCACCCAGUGCUACGGUCAAACAACUCCGCGAGCGCUGCAGAACAACGCGCGCCCAAAUCCAUUCCCAUUGCGUUGCUUCCGUCUCGUUGCGCAUAUGUUGUUUUUGUACGUCUUCUGAUGAUGUUUGCUAUUUCACAGUGUUUCAGUUGAUUUUAUCAGUCCGCUCGACAGUAUUUAGUGUGUGUGUUUUUAUCGUUUUUUUGUUAUUCGAAUUCAAUUGUUGGCCUUUCAAAUCAGGGUACCACCGUUAAUGCCAUCGAAAAGCCAAAGCAGCGAAUUAUCGCACCGAGCGUACCGGUCGUCCGAGGGCAGAGGCGUGGACGAGCGUUUAAUGUGCGAACUGAAACGGUCAACAUUACAUAAAGCUCUAACUUGGCGGGCGCAGAAGAGUGCAGUCUUCGAUCUCAUCCCUCACCACCAACGGACAACCGAUAGAGAUGGCCUUGCCACACGACAUUCGCUCUUCUUUGCCGCCUCGACCCCCCCCUCCUCCCCCUCUCUCCACCAUCGUUGGGUGGGGUGGAAUGCAUAUAGAUUUUGCUUGAGGGGAGGGAGAGACGGAGAUGAGCACGAAGAGUCGACAAAAGUGCCAAACGAUUGAACAAACGGAAUGGAAUCGCGUGUCCUGGCAUUGGCAAGGUGAUGGAAACAAGUGCAAGACGUGUUCACGUUCGGCAGUGUCUUUUGCUUUUAUGGCACGUUAAUAUUUCGAACAGCUUCGUCAGUCGAGCACAUCAAGUGAUGGUUGUUGUUUUUUUGUUUUGUGCUCGGUUGUGUCACGCCAAUAUGAGUGCAAAGUUGUGGCGUUACUGUAGGACUGCAGGGGAUUGACGAUUUGCGCUGACACACAAUACCGAUACAAAAAUGCGUUCCACUGAAGCAUUUCGAACCCAAAAACUAAUAUCCACAGUUUGUAGCACAAUUUCCUCGAAAUACUUAGCCUAACUAAGCGCUCAUAAAUACAGGCUUUUCUGUGGUAAUAUCGAGGGAAAGCGUUCCGCCGUAACGCUUCCCCCCGGCUGGCUUGAAAUAUGAACUAGCUUAAUGGCUUCUUCCUCUGAUUUUUUAAAUCUACAAAUCCAAUCAUACCUGAGACUUAUCCACGGUUUUAAAACAAAUCACAUUAAAUGCACAUCCCAUCGGGACUAGAAUAACACAUCUACUUCUUGUGAGUAGCGUGGUGGAUUGUUCUGGAAACAAACAAGAAAUCCCUCCACUUUUUAGUAUCAACUUACACCGUGGCCGGGCUUGGAGAACGUUGCUUUCGCUUCCGACGUUUCGGUAAGAAGUUGAAAACUAUAGCACUGCUAAACCCUUACCAACACCUGCUUACCACAGGGUAAAGUUCAUUCCGAGGGCUUCAGCAAGGACCGUUGACUAAGCUUCUACUGCUUCUUGACCUCGUUCGUGUGUUCCGUACACCCCCUGCUCGAAGUAUUGAGGAAACCCGUCAUGUGAAGGAACGCUCCACGUUGCCCGCAUUCGCAUUCUCAACUGACCGGAGCGCUAUCUUCUUAUAGGUUUUUUUCUCGGUUCAACCCAAAAAAAUACUAUCACCAGCUCUUUCACCCUUGGUUCCGGUUUUACUGACGCGACAACGCUCGCGCUGUAAUCGUUUCUUUCCUUCCCCCGAAAGCGCAGCCUUUGCCAUUUAUGCUUUUUUAAUGAGCAUAUAUGUGGUGCGUUUGAUAAUCUGCUAAUGAAUGGCACUUUUAAAAGAUGCUUCUAAUAGUUGAGCGUCGUAGUAACCGCUCGCCCGAGAACCGCUCAAAAGCUCCAGAACACACCUGAAACGAUGCACCAUAAACCAAGAUAAGAGACUACCGGGCGUGAGGGAGCUGGCCAUCGUUGCAUUUCCACCAACCCGCGCACACCCAAACGGCAUGCAAAAAGCCACAGCAAACGGGUGAAGAAAAUCAGUUAACGAAGUGCCAAACUCUGUUAUGAGGAUUAUUUAUUAAUGUUAUAAUGAUUACCGGUCUCAUUAGUUGCGCGCUGGGACGCGAAAAAGGUGGGAAAGAACUGAUCGUCGCAAUCGCACUACCGAACGGCUAAUAACGAAGCAUUAAAGAAAGAGGAAAAUGACGCCAACGAAUUUGAUUAGUCAAGCAAAGUUGUGGAGUGAUGGAGGGGGAAGGAGGACGAUAGGGAAACAAUAAGAAGUUGAAAUGAAACGGAGGGUGGGGAACAAAUCAAGAACUGAACAGACGAAGCGAAAAAAAUGGACUGCAAAGUAUAUGUGUAUGUGUGGGUCUUUGCUUGUGUCUGGGACUUUCAUUAGUCGUAACAUCGCAUUUACUAUAGAUAAGAAAAAUCCACCCUACACACCUACGCCUCCGCUGUUUUCAGGUGGAUUUCGGAGCUUGUUUUUGAGUUGUUUUUUAUCAUCUCUCAUUUUCCUUCCACUUUUCUUCUCUAUCGCUCUUCUAACGCACACGCACGCACUGAGAAGCACGUACACAAAUAGACGAUUUAGAAAAUGCAAACAGUCAAAUCGGAUAGAUAAAAAGCAACCGAAUGAGCGUGGAAAGAAAACACAAACGCGCUGUUUUGUCCCUCGAGCGUCUCGAGGCAAAAGGCGCACAGAACUGAUUCGGUUUUAUUUUAUCUUCUUGUUAACAAAUAAAACAUAUUUAAACAAAACGAAAUCAGACAACGGCGGGAUGAGGGCAACAGCGCACGGCUCAUCAUCAUCCCUGCUGGGCGAGCAAACCGGGGUGGGCAAGCCUAUUGGGAUAGAGUCAAUGGCACGCUGAAAAGGAGAGUGAGAAUGUGAAGCAAAAAAGGGCUGACUUUAAUGAAACAGAACAACAAAAAACCCCAGAGGCAGCUACUUAAAACGGGCAAAAAGCAUGCCUCUCAUCUUAAACGAAGUGGGAACUCUGCUUAAGAUGUAUGCUCACACCCAUACCUACCUACCAACAUACAUCCAUACAUACAUACAUACAUACAUACAUACGUUCGCGUACAUACCAAAGCACACAGGCAUGCGCGCGGCUGCGAGAUGAUCAAAUAUUUGAAUAUCAACUUCCACGAGAACGCACAAGACGAAGCCAAAUCAAGUGAAGAAAUGGGUUAAAAUUUUCAACAACUCUUACGAAAAGAUCCGCCGCAAAAGAUCCCCCUCCCCCCUCCUCCGUGGCCCGUGGAACGCGCAAAUGGAUUGCGCAAACAUUCGGCGCAAAUCUCGGACGCCUUUUACGCCAUGCAUGUUCUGAAUUUUAUGCUCUUCCUGCUUUUCUCAGUUUCGCCUUCCAUUAGCAGAUUUGUUCGGAUGUUUCUUUCUUUCUUUGAGAUUUCAACUUCAUCGAUAAACUUCCACUUGUGGGAUAUGGUUUCGCAUGUGAAAUGCAAGGCACGGAAGAUUAUCGUUAUACCAGAACGGUAGAGUGAUGAAGCCAGCAUUAGAACUCAAUUAUUCCCAUUGAACGAAACAAAGGUAUGUUUUGUAAAUCGACUGUAGUUUUGCAAUCUUUCCGUUUUUACCACACAUACAAAUACAUACACACAGUGGGUGCAAAUUUAAAGAUAGCAAUAAUCCGUACUUGGACAGCUGGUAAUCCGUACUUUGUAGCAGCCCUCCAAACAUCUUCCCUGUCCCUCUCCUUAUGCGAGCAAACACUUUAACUGUAAAAGGAAAAAAAAAACAUAAAAAACAGUAAAACGAUCCUCGCUCCAGGAGGAAAGAAAACUUUGAAAAAGUAUACAUAACACCACGAUUGUCUUAUCAACGGUUGUUGACAACGGUUCUUCCAAUCGCCCGAUGCACGUGCGGGCCCGGGCAAUCGAUUAGAUGCUAGUGCAAAUGGAGAAAGGCUCUCCUAACUUUCCUAACCUUGUUGAUAGAGAGACAGAUUGUGCAAGCAGAUGGUGGUCACGGUUGGCCAAAAGAAAAGCCUAGCAAUCCAACCGGCUAGCCACCAUUGUUUGUUCCAAGCGAGCUUUCUGUUUGCCUUACUUUAGCUAUAUUUAGCAACCAAAUCCUAAUGCCUUCCUCCUACCCCGCGUUAGCCUGUAAGCAUCUGCUAAGCAAGCAACCGAAGGACUCUAAACAUUUGAAUAUAUUUUGCUGUUUUUAUAGUUAUUAAGUAAAUCGAACAAAACAACAUACAUAAACGAACUAGAGAGAGAGAGAGAGAGAGAGAGAGAGAGCGAGAGAGAUCGCGCACGGUCUGUGUAAUAAGGUACAAUAAGCUAAUUUAAUCGAUGCCUUUCAAACGAGCGAUAGACGUUAGUUUGCUAGUAAAAUCGACAGUUUUAGGGUGCAACGGUAAAGCGGCACACACUUUCGCAAAAAACAAGCAAUCAAACAGAAGUAGCGUUACGCGAAAAAUGUAGAAAAAUCUUUCCCAACGGGGAGGAAAAUCGUAUCGUAGAGCAGUAAGAGAACGCGCAUCUUCCAAAAUAGGUAGAAGAAUUAAUAAUGUACGUUAUAAGCAUGAGUUAUGCUCGCGGGGAAAGCAACGAAAGAGCAACGAACGUAUCCAUGUAUGGAUCACGCUACGGCAAAACAACAACCAACAUUGUAAAUAAAGAGUUUAAAAGAUACACUUUGCAAAAUUGAA
Molecule: messenger RNA, 29318 nt
Organism: Anopheles merus
Lineage: Eukaryota; Metazoa; Arthropoda; Insecta; Diptera; Culicidae
Product: protein pangolin, isoforms A/H/I/S-like
Exons: 1
Coding region: 2026-4845 (939 amino acids)
Biological process (GO): canonical Wnt signaling pathway; regulation of transcription by RNA polymerase II
Cellular component (GO): beta-catenin-TCF complex
Molecular function (GO): DNA-binding transcription factor activity, RNA polymerase II-specific; RNA polymerase II cis-regulatory region sequence-specific DNA binding
Source: RefSeq, a predicted model, not a curated record